Molecule: messenger RNA, 1350 nt
Organism: Phialemonium atrogriseum
Lineage: Eukaryota; Fungi; Ascomycota; Sordariomycetes; Cephalothecales; Cephalothecaceae
Exons: 1
Coding region: 165-1217 (350 amino acids)
Molecular function (GO): 2-oxoglutarate-dependent dioxygenase activity
Source: RefSeq, a predicted model, not a curated record
AAAUCACGUGUACCCCUGAUCUUAACAAUUUCAAAACCCGACAGAGGCUACCCGUCUUUCCGGGACCCUCAUCUUGAAACUGAACACUCGGAGGCAAUAUUCUUACACUCGCUCCCUUUUUACAUUACUUUCCUAGCUUAUGGAACGACCCUCGGACUAUUCUGAUGCCACUAAUAUCCAGAGCAUGUUUACUGUCCACACAACGACCAGCCCUGUGGCGGGCGACAGGGUUCAAGAACCUUAGCACCAUUACAGCAAUUCCCAAGGCCGCCGAUACGGUGGGCUGCGAAGAGUUUCGGCGGGAGGCGUUCAGCAUCGACCGACCCCUCGUUAUGAGAGGCAGCGCUCAACAUGACAGGCCUGACCACAGUACGGCGUCUGUGUUUUCCAUCCUUCCCAAGUGGUUCCGCUUGAAUCAGGAAACCCACCAUUAUGACGCUACACCGUACCUCCAGAACUUCUCUGCCACACUGUUUCCUUAUGAGCUUGUCCAAGGGCCAAAGGCGACAAGUGCGAGCGAAAAUACCCAUGAAGGAAUAUACAAUUUCUCCAUUUGGUUGUCAAGCACCGAUAAGCCAAUCCACAAGCAUUUAACACAGCUGCUUCAACAUCAUCUGGAUACACUCAGUCCCAAUGGUCAGGAAGUUCAGCUUCUUCGCUUCUAUGCGCCGCUGGCUUUGCUACUAGCGGCACUUGAAUAUAACGUCUCGCACAGCCAGGACAAGGUCACACAACUAUACAUUGCUCAGGCACCCCUCAGUGACCUACCCGCAGAGCUGGCGAGCGAUAUGCGCUCUCCCGAGAUCGUGCAGUCCGCCGGAAAAGGUGACAUUUACAAUUCCAGUAUCUGGCUCGGGCUCGAGCCAACCUACACGCCUUGGCACCGGGACCCGAAUCCGAAUCUGUUCUGCCAGCUCUGCAGCUCGAAGGUCACCAGGCUCCUUCCUCCGUCUGCCGGGGAACGCAUCUUCCGGGACGUCCAAAUGCGGCUUGGGAGGUCAGGCAGCUCGCAGAUUCGCGGAGAGGAGAUGAUGCAGGGCCCCGAAAGACUGCUGCUACACGACGCGAUAUGGGGUGAGGAGGCCACAGCGGAUAUCCAGGAGGCUCGGUUGGAUGCUGGGGAUGCUCUCUACAUUCCCAAAGGCUGGUGGCACAGUGUUAAGAGCGGAUUCCGAGACGGCAGGCUCAAUGGCUCAGUCAACUGGUGGUUCCGUUGAUAUCGAUCCGGACGGGCAAGCUUGAACAAUCCAACUCAGCAAAGUACAUACCCAGCGGCAACAAGGUCGAACUUCGAUAUUUGCAGAUCGAUCCGCAUUCCACCAUGAUCCCAACACUUAUCUAAUGGAGUCA